Molecule: messenger RNA, 2090 nt
Organism: Trematosphaeria pertusa
Lineage: Eukaryota; Fungi; Ascomycota; Dothideomycetes; Pleosporales; Trematosphaeriaceae
Exons: 4
Coding region: 375-2090 (571 amino acids)
Biological process (GO): regulation of DNA-templated transcription
Molecular function (GO): DNA-binding transcription factor activity, RNA polymerase II-specific; zinc ion binding
Source: RefSeq, a predicted model, not a curated record
CUAGCUCCCACUUCCCCUUCCCUCCCAUCGCACAGCAUUCCGUCGCCUGGCGAGGGCCCCGGCGCGCGAGCCAGCCACCACGAGCCAGCCAUCACGCAUAUUGCCUUGCCUCACAGCACCGCCCAGCCCGCUGUACGUAGGUGCGCAGGUUGCGCAGGCCAGUCCCGUCUGCAGACCGAACCGAGGCAGGGGCUUGUUAGCUCCCAGAUCUCAAGCCUCGCCGACGCAUCCCAGUCGUUCCUUCCCUCGCUCGCUUUCUUCCUUCUGCUUGCGUCCGGACCUUCGCGUGUGCCCUCCCGGGCGGGUUCGUUCACAGGGAGCGUCACACCUCGAUUUUUAUACCCACGCCUCCGCGCCGUGUCGCGAUUUUCGCAAUGGCCGAUCAGCACACCCGACAGCAGAGCUACCCGUCGCCCCAGAUGAACUCUGCCUACGCCUACCCCCAGAGCAAUGAGCCGUACCGGUCGCCGCAGGGCAACCAGAUGUCGCUCCCAUCGCUCCCUCCGCUCAAUCUGCCUCCUAUACAGGCGCCGCCGCCCCAGCCUCAGCCAGGGCAAGGACAGCCGCCCAUGGGCUCGCCGCUGCCUCCGCCGCAACACGGUAUCCCGCAGUACUACGCGCACCCAGCGCACCCGCCGCCCGGCCAGCCGAUGAACAUGGGCUCGCAGCACCUUGCGAUGCGAUACCAGCUGCCGCCGCAGCCGGGCGAGCAGAGAAUACUGUCGGGCGGGCGGCAUAAGAAGGAAAUCAAGAGGCGCACCAAGACUGGGUGCCUGACGUGUCGCAAGAGGAGAAUAAAGUGCGACGAAGCUCACCCGGUCUGCCGCAACUGCCAAAAGAGUAAACGCGACUGCCUUGGCUACGACCCCAUUUUCAAACAACAGCCAGGCCCGGCGCAGAUCCAACCCGCGCCCAACUCUGCUCCCCAUCCCACCUCCGCACCCUCAUCUGCUCCUCCAACGACCGCGCCGUAUAGCAGCCAGGUGCCUCAAGGAUACGCCCCUGCUGCUACUGCCGGUUACGCGCCGCCGGUGCCUGCGACCGGUUCAGGUCACCCUCCACACGAGAACUUCAACAGCUCUGCCAUUGACCCCGCCCUUGCGGCCACAGAUCCAGCAAUGCAUGGACAGACGCCGUAUAAUGGCGUGCAUGCGCUCAACCCCGCACUGCGAGGAAGCCCAUAUUCGUCGGGCCCGUCAGACGGCCAACCGAUCAAGGGCAAACAGUUGAAGAUUUCCGACAUAUUCAGUAUUGCGAAUCAUCACCCUCCUGAGAUACCGCCGCGUCCCGCAUCAAUACCCAAGGAGCUCGACGAUGAGUUCUCAACGAUCUUCACGAACGAUUACUGCGUCGGAUUGGAUGUCAUGCUCGAGACGAAAUGGUUCUCGACGAACAACAACGCACUGAGCAGGAUCUUUGCUGACAAAAGCCUUCAUGAAGAAGCCAUAUUUUUCACCGAGACCGUCAAGUAUAGGUCUGGCACAAGCGACAUGAGCGGAGUCUUCAGUCAAGAAGCCCGCCUCAUCUGGCACCUGCUGGGUUGCUGCAGACAUGCCGCCCCGGCCACGAACGGCACUAACGGAACCGCACCCGCCAGCGCCGAAAACGAAGACAUUUCAUUAAAGGAAGUCCGAGCGCGGUUCAUCAUUCUGGAAGCUCUCCUGACCAACCAAAACCUGGAGUCUAAUCCGUUGCGUCAGGUAUCUUAUCCUGCCGAUAUUCCGGAGUACAAAAAGAUGGAAGUCGAAUUUUGGGAGCAAUUGGGCGAAUUUGUUGUGCAUUCCGACAGUGAAUUUGCACCACCUGGUAGUACCGACUACGCCCUGGGCAGGAUGCGAAACGUACUGAACGCGCAUGAAGUGCGCGACACGAUCUAUUCUAUCGCUAUUGCGCGACAUAUCGGCAAUCGGAUUCGCGGUUUCCCCAACGCCCUUCCGGCUUCGGUCGACCAGAACCCAGAGAACGACCUCACCAAGCUCAACGUCGCCAUGUCUUUCAUCAGUCACGAGUGCCGUAGCGGUUCGCAGCAAGUCAUUGCUCGCAUAUGCGAUAUGGCUAUGCUUUCAUGGACAGUAAGCAGGGCACCAUAA